Molecule: messenger RNA, 978 nt
Organism: Durusdinium trenchii
Lineage: Eukaryota; Dinophyceae; Suessiales; Symbiodiniaceae
Source: the annotation of a GenBank genome assembly
AUGACGAUAUUCAGAUGGGAGAAUUUCUCUGGAAGAAGUGCUUACAGCUUGCACAGUGCACAUCACUUUGGACUAGUCAUUGAAGACCUUCCACACCCAGAUAAACGACUCCGCGGAGAAGGCGCCCGGGAGCGCUUCAUUUGCGCCGCCUUAGGGGCGCCGAUGGGCAGCCCGCACUCGAUUGAGGAGUUGCUGGAGCUGCAGAAAGGCAUCCAUGCAGAAAGUGCUCUCGUCUCCUUGGCGGGCUUCUUCCUCUCCUCCAGCCGCGUGGUCAUCCUACAAGGCCACGUGCUCUUCAUCUGCUUCCGAGGUCGUCGUUUGCCGGAAGGCUUUGUCGACCCGUCUUAUGUGGAGGAUGCGCUUUUGCUUUGGGAUUCGGAGGCGCGCCGCGAUGGAAGACGCUGCACUCUGAGGGUGUCAGGCCGCACUUUUCGCUUGACCUUUGCUGAUGAGCAGGUGGCCAGCCGUUGGGUGGAGAUGCUGAGGAAAGCCUCUGGCAGCCACUCUUUUCAAGAGAAGGCCAUGUCCCAGAUCGUCUCGCUGUUGCAAUUGGCCCGAGAAGCAAUCAUGGACCAGGCAGAGGGCGGACACAGCUACGCUUCGCCUGGGCUCUCCUCUCCACCGGAGGCCACUGCGCCCUGGGUCUACACUGCACGGAAGCGACCUGAGGUGCCAAAAGUUCCUGUCUCCUUUGUGAACUGGCCCAACGAUCGCGCGCCUCGAUCAGCGGAAAGCGCCGAUCUGCAGGCGGAGCCCGUCGCUGUGCCGCCCUCGGAGCCCGUCGCGGCACCGCAGUUGCGGCCACGAAGCGCACCCCGGCUGCGGUCAGGUGUAUAUAGUGCCGGGAAACUUGCAGUCCUCACAGCGCCCCGCUCGAGCCAGGCUCGGACCCAGAGGCAGCUGGCCUUGCAAAAGCUCUACAAUCAGGCCAAUCAACUGGCCUCCGAACGGAUUCCAGGCCUUGAGACGCCGCGGUGA